AUGUUCAAUGUGUCGCUAAACACGACCAAUUCCAAGAAGCCAAGGACUUCCAAGCAGUCCACCCUUGCGUCGUUCAUAAGCUCCUCGAAACCUAAUCGGGAUAUCAAGCCCAGUCAGCCGUUCUCUGCACUCAAAUUAGACAAGAGAAGCGUGUCUAACGAUGAAGAGUUCCUGCAAAAUAAAGAAAACGCGCACAAACGCGCAAAACUGGACCGAUCGGUUUCCUGUGUUGGAUUUGGCCAGUUGGAGACACCUGCUUUAGACGUGUCUACCUCUCAACCAUCCAGCUUCAAACACUCAAAACCAAUUGAAAAGAUACAAUUUGAACAGACAGAGAUCGACGUAUCGACAAGACCAGAGGUAAACAUUGGGAGAUCUGUGAAGCUGCCCGCACGCAAGCCGGUGUCAGCUUCACGCCAAAGGUCAGUGCCGUGGUCGAAUUUGAAUGUGAAGAAGAUUUCAAAUCCUCGCAACCAAAACAAACAGUCGUCUCAAAACGGCAACAGCAUUAGCGGGUCUCUUUCGGAGGAACAGCGUAAAGUCAUUGAAAUGGUUCUGUACGAGCGCAAGAACAUUUUUUAUACAGGCUCUGCAGGUACUGGUAAGUCUUUCCUCUUACGUGAAAUAAUCAAACGAUUGAGGAACAGAUAUGGUUCCAGUUCCAUUGCGGUGACCGCUUCGACUGGGUUGGCGGCGACUAAUAUUGAGGGCACCACAAUCAAUCGAUUUUCCGGUAUAGGUCUGGGCUCUGGGCCAGUGAACAAAUUAGUGAGCAUGAUAAAAAGCAGAAGAAGCAUUGUUGAAAGGUGGAAAGGAACCAAAGUGUUAAUUAUCGAUGAGUUAUCUAUGAUCGAUUCCAACUUUUUCGACAAGCUGAACGACAUUGCAAAGCAAAUUCGAGGUAGCAACAAACCAUUUGGCGGCAUUCAGCUGGUUCUGACAGGAGACUUCUUCCAACUCCCGCCUGUUUCACUGAGCAAAACGGGCGCAGCUAGGUUUUGUUUUGACGCGGUCAGCUGGAAAGAGUGUAUUGAUGAGACCAUUCUGCUGACUAAAGUUUUCAGACAAAAGAACGACUCUGACUUGAUCGAGAUGUUGAAUGCCCUGAGAAUUGGAAAAAUCUCCAAUGAAAUCAAGCAAAAAUUCAAACGGCUGGAACGUCCCCUCCAAUACGAUGACGGUAUUUACCCUACAGAGCUCUACCCUACAAGGGAAGAGGUGGAUCGUGCUAACUUGGAGCGACUGAACUCGCUUCCAGGACGUGUCUACACUUUUCAAAGUCGCGACAAUUUCCCUCCCAAUGGAAACCCUGCAAUGUUCGUCAAGCAACUGGAUGGUCUCAUGUGUGCCAAGGUUUUGCAACUCAAGGAAGGUGCGCAAAUAAUGUAUCUGAAGAACGACCUGGAAGAUCCUCAAUUGGUGAAUGGAUCGAUCGGGAAAAUAGUCUGCUUCUGCAGUAUAGCACUUUGGACUUUAUUCACCAACACGUUCAAGGAGUAUGAAAGGCCAAUGCACACCGACCUCCUGGUAAUGGCAUCGAGAUUCACUGGAAAUGAGCCGACUGCCCAGGACGAAGCAUUGUACAACGAGUUUCUGGCCACAAAUUAUAAUAGUCCUUCGCAAGUAGAACUUGCCAAGCAAAUGAUUCGGACUGCCAAGAACUCUAAGCUUUCAGAAGUUUUGCCUCUGGUCAAAUUCUCCCAUAGUUCACUGAAACUUAUAGAACCAGUACCAUUUUCCCCCGAAUCUAAUAGCGACCUAAGUCGUGAACAACUCCCAAUCCUGCUUUCGUGGGCCUUGUCCAUUCACAAGUCUCAAGGACAAACAUUGGAGCGCGUGAAGGUCGACCUGACCAAGAUCUUCGAAAAAGGUCAGGUUUACGUUGCUCUAAGUAGAUGUGUGGAUACAAGAAAUCUCGAGAUUGUGAACUUUGAUGAAAGGCGCAUCAGGGUCAGUGAGGAUGUUGUCCAGUUUUAUGAGAAUCUGAAGCAGCUCAAGUGA
Ogataea angusta is the source of this 2001-nucleotide messenger RNA. RefSeq lists its product as uncharacterized. The transcript has a single exon. The record is from RefSeq and is a predicted model, not a curated record. Gene Ontology annotation, molecular function: ATP hydrolysis activity; DNA helicase activity. Gene Ontology annotation, biological process: telomere maintenance; DNA repair; DNA replication. Gene Ontology annotation, cellular component: replication fork. Bases 1 to 2001 code for a protein of 666 amino acids. NCBI's taxonomy places the organism in Eukaryota, Fungi, Ascomycota, Pichiomycetes, Pichiales, Pichiaceae.